Molecule: messenger RNA, 255 nt
Organism: Fonsecaea multimorphosa CBS 102226
Lineage: Eukaryota; Fungi; Ascomycota; Eurotiomycetes; Chaetothyriales; Herpotrichiellaceae
Exons: 1
Coding region: 1-255 (84 amino acids)
Source: RefSeq, a predicted model, not a curated record
AUGGCAGAAGCAUUUGGGACGCCGCUUCCGCCACAAGGAGUACCAGACAAGCUAGAGGACCGAUGGCGAAAUGCUGGAUUUAUGAAGGACGCAACUCAGUUUUGGCUACUUGCCAAGAUUUUACUCGACAACCUGGAGCAUGAUAGGCACAAAGCUCAGAUGAGUUCCUUUGUCAGGAAGUCUGACGAUUUUGAUCAGACAACCAUGAAGUACUUAAAAGGUCUUCUGGAAGGCUACCGGAGACUACGGGAAUAG